AUGAUGGGGGACUCAGUCAAGAAUGAAACCUGGUGGUCGACGAUUGAGGAGACACCAGUGAAUAUUGAGAAGCUUCUUCUGCUAUGCCACAACCAGGGACAAUUGGAGAAAGAAAGCUACAUUGUCGACUGUCUCACGCCCGCUCAAAUCGACGCAAAAUCCAGAUGUGCAAACUGUAAUGCUCGAGUCAAGCGUCGACCUAGGGCGUCCACUCCACUGAACCACAUCACGCUCAACGCGACCGACCGCAAUGAAGAAGAUCAUGGAAAGAUUGAUACGCCAGGAAGCAAGGACAUCCAGAAACGAGGAAAACCGCGCACAGAAUCAACUGCACAGGAUUUAAAAUCUGCCGCCACGCCGCCUCGCCCCAAAUGCAGGUACCACACGGGCAGAGUGAGGUACAAGAUCUUCUCUUGCUGUCGCAAACAUGUCUCCCAGCCUGGCUGCGUUAUCGAACAAGAACAUACUCUACCUCCUUUCAAUGACCCGAAAGCCCGCUAG
Molecule: messenger RNA, 501 nt
Organism: Exophiala xenobiotica
Lineage: Eukaryota; Fungi; Ascomycota; Eurotiomycetes; Chaetothyriales; Herpotrichiellaceae
Exons: 3
Coding region: 1-501 (166 amino acids)
Source: RefSeq, a predicted model, not a curated record